Pseudopodoces humilis (Tibetan ground-tit) is the source of this 2585-nucleotide messenger RNA. The record is from RefSeq and is a predicted model, not a curated record. Lineage: Eukaryota; Metazoa; Chordata; Aves; Passeriformes; Paridae.
GUCCUUCAAUUCACAAUGACAGCUGUUGAGGUACUGAAUGUUAUUAUUUCCUGUUGGAGAUAUCACCUUUUGGUAGGGGAAGAGCACACAAGGAAUCCAUUCAGGUUGUGAGCACAGGUUGUGAGUUAACUUAAGCAAGCUAUAAACUUCUGCUUAAGCUUUGUCCUGAUUUUACACUAAUUAUAUGGAUAUUCAGGCCUGUUUCUGUCAAAUUCAGUGCUAAUAAGAUUCUCCCUAUCCUUGAAUUCAAAGCACUGGAACAGAUUAACAGCCAGUUUCAAUUCCUAAUUGAAAAAUAUAUCAUUCUCUCUUUGAAAUUGCACCACUUGUGCAGGAAUUAGCUUCAGGAGGCUAAGCAGUGUCAGGGUUAGAUUGUAACCAGCCAGUUGUCACACUGAAGAAAGUGGUGGACAUCUCAUUUAAAUUAUUAGGGCUUUAUAACCACGAUUCAGAGCACUUAAGCACAGCAGAAAGAAUUUUGCCAUCCUGCUCAUGGCUGUGGAAUUUACAUUCCACUGUAGACUGGGCCUCAGCUAAACAGGAGAUCUAAACAGAGGACACCACGGUGACUGUCUCUGUAAUUAACUUCCACUAAGUCCCUAUGCUUGAGUUGAUCAAAAUCUCAGUUAAAACCCAGUCACAUCUAUGGCUUCUGGAACAAUUAUUGAUAAUCCUCAUGGCUCAACACAAGAAAAAUCACUGCCAACUUCAAGUAAGGACAAAGCCACAAGAUUGAAACGAUAUACAGUUGGAUUUGCCAAGCAGGCAUGAAUGGGACAGCCAUUGAAAAUUUUGUCUGUGUCAUUUUUAAUGUUUCCUUCAUGAACUGUACCUGGGAUGUGGGCAGGACUGCUACAGAAGAUACCCAAUAUUUCCUGUACUGGAGGCCCUCAGAGAAUGAAGAUGUCACAGAAUGCCAAAAUUACGUCAAAGAUAACUGUGGAAGGCACACAGGAUGUCGAUUUCAAAACGUGACAAUAGAAAAUAAAUAUGCUUAUUUCCUGGUAAAUGGGUCCAGAAGCAGACAAAACAUUCAGUCAUAUUGGGAGAAGAUAUGGCUGUACCAAAUUGAAAAACUCACCCCUCCAUUAAAUGUCACAGUGAACUGUACAGAAGCUUCUCAUAGUUGCAAUAUUUGGUGGCAACCACCCCGCACAAGUCAUGUGAAAAAAAGUAGUUGUUUCAAAUAUGAAAUUGCCAUAGAAAACAAGGCUGAUGUUGAGAAAAAAAUCAAAACUGCAUCUAAAAGAGAAGAAAUCGUUGAAAAUAAUUCCUACCUCUAUGAAAGCUUCAGCUCAGGUAAAAAGUACAGCAUCAGAAUCAGAGCAACAGACGCGGGCUUUUGUUUCGUAAGCCCAGACUGGGGAGAGUGGAGUACGCCUGUGGAAUUUGGCAUGAAUGGGUCAGCCAUUGAAAACUUCUCCUGUGUGAUUUAUAACAUUUUCCUCAUGAACUGCACUUGGCAGGCAGGAAGGGAAGCUCCAGCAGACACACAGUAUUUUCUCUACUGGCAGAAGUCAAGAGAUGAAGAGGAGAUGGAGUGUGAGCUUUACAUUAAAGAUGAAAACUGCAGAAAUGUGGGAUGUAUCUUCCAAAACGUGAGCAUAGGGACUGAAAAAGCUUAUUUCCUGGUGAAUGGGUCUAGCAAAGACUCCCUGAUUCAGUUCUAUGAUGAGUACAUUGACUUGUAUAAAAUUGAAAAGCUCAUGCCUCCAUCAAAUAUCACAGUCAACUGUGAUGAAAUUAAAAAUGAUUGCAUAAUUCAAUGGCAACGACCCCAAAUAAGUCAUUCUAACAAAGACUUGUGUUUUAAAUAUGAAAUUAGCAUAAAGUAUAAGGAUAAUCCUGAAGGAAAACCCAUAUAUACUUCCAUACAAGAAGGGGGAAAUAGCAACAUAUUUCUAAGAUCCAAUACAAGAAAAAAGUAUGUCUUGAAAAUGAGAGCAGCUGGAAGUGUCUGCUUUGUGAACCCAGCCUGGGGGGAAUGGAGUGCACCCGUUGAGUUUGGAAAUUAUGAAAUUAUAUCUCCUUCAGUAUGGAUUUUACUUGGGGUGGCAGUUGUGACACCCUUAAUGGCAAUCAUCACUUUUUCUUUUUGCAAAAGGACUGGCUGUUGGAAGGCAGCAUUUCCACAAAUCCCAGGACCAAAACCUGAUUUUUUUACAGUGGCUGAUACAAAUCCAGAGCUGAUGGAGAACAAAAUUCAGUCAAUAGUAUCUGAAAAGGAAGAGAUAGUAUUAGUUGCUGACAUCGUGAGAUAACCAAGAAAAAUGGAGGAGUUUGAAAAUGCAUUUCUUGCGCAAUUGUAUAUUCCUGUGGAAAGUCUGGAAUAAUAUAUAGGCUUUCUUCACUUUCUUCUUUUUCUUGUAGAAAACAGCAAUGCAGUCAAGAGAGAAUGACGCCUCACAUGCAAUCUUUUUAAAUGCCAUUGUAUUUUCUUUUAGUUUUGGCUAAUUUUAACUGUUUGGAUAAAUUUUCCUUAUUGGAUAUCUUCUCAUUUGUAAAUAUGAUUGAAAUAUUUCAUUCAGGAAGUUUUAGUUACAUUUCAACCUUAAGGAAAAAUAAUUGUUUUUCUGUCCCAUAUU